UUUUUCCAGCUCUAACAGUUGAGAAACCAUUUGGGAAAUUGUCGCUUGUUUUGCCGUGCUUUUUGUUUAAACAUUGCGUUGUGUUUUUUGUUUAUCGCGCCCCGUGUUGAACUGAAGCGCCCAUCCAAUUGGAUUGGUCAAGCGCGACAAGUGUGACAAGCAGCGGAGAAAAUCGCCAUGAAACAGAUAUUAAUUCGACAAUUGUUAACCUAGUUUCACAUCUCAAAAAUAAAUCCAACAACAAGGACGUGCUCAGAGCAGCGGUGGCUCCUCUGGCAUUGAUUACGCACGGUUCUACUAAAAUUUAAAGAAAAAAACUACCAAGGACUCGAGGGAGAGACUCGCCGCGGGCAGAGGAAGCAACCAAUCCCCACACUUUUCGGUUCUCCUCGGACUAGGAUCAUCGACCCCCCCCUCCCUUCCCGACCCCGGCACCGUUUCCCCGUAGAACCAUCCACUCUGCCACGCUGCCACUCUGUCCACUCCGUCACUCCCUGCACCCAACUACAACAACUAUUUGGCAAACUAUUCCUCCUUGGCCAGAGCAUUUUUGUGAGGGAGCACCAUCGCAUAACUGAGGAUAGAGCAGCCGGAGCACGAGGACGACUCAUGUUACAAAAAUGAAAAAGUUCACAUUCAAAGGAGUUCUAGAUGGAUUUCGACAAAGCGUUCAGCCCCAAGCCACACGACAGGAGCAGGAGAUCCAGGAGCAACUCAAGGCCGACCAUUUUACGUUAAAGAAAACCUUUCGCCAUGGCUUUCCAUACUCGCCCACAUCCUUUGCCUUCGAUCCUGUACAAAAGCUACUAGCGAUUGGCGACAAAUCGGGCUACAUUCGCAUUUUGGGACGACCUGGCGUCGAUGCCCAUGCCAAACACGAGGGCGAAUCCGAGUGCGCCGUGCUCUUUGCCCAGUUCCUGGUCAACGAGGGCGCCUUGGUCACCGUCACCGCCGAUGACACCAUUCACUUGUGGAGUAUUCGCCAAAAGACACCGCUUAUUGUGCAGAGUCUGAAAUUUCAGAGGGAGCGCGUGACUUGCAUACACCUGCCCGUGGGCAGCAAAUGGCUGUACGUGGGCACCGAGAAGGGAAACAUACACGUUGUUCACAUAGAUACAUUUGCACUUAGUGGUUAUAUUAUUAACUGGAAUAAAGCAAUUGAAGUGGUUAGAACUAGUCAUCCAGGUGCUGUGAUUGCGUUAUGUGAUAAUCCAUUGGAUGCAAACAAGUUGCUUAUUGCAUUUGAGUGCGGGCUGCUUGUUUUGUGGGAUCUGAAGGCGAAAUGCGCUGAGUUGCGAUGGCAGGCUGCCGAGGCCGUCAAGUCCCUGGCCUGGCACUACGAGGGCAAGUACUUUGUGUCCUCGCACACGGAUGGCUCCAUUUGCUCCUGGCCCACGAAGCCCCAGGCUAAGCCGCAGUCACAGGUCUGUCCGCAUGCUAAAAUCAACAAGGAUGGCAAUGCGGAGAAAUGCAAACCGAUUUAUAAAGUUGACUUGAAGUCCAGCGCGACUGGGGAAACCUUUACCAUUUUCUCGGGCGGCAUGCCCUCGGAAAAGGGCUCCAAGUCCAACUGCAUCACGGUGAUGGUGGGCAAGUCCACUACGGUGCUGGAAAUGGAGCACGCUGUAUGCGAUUUCAUAACACUCUGCGAAAAUCCCUGGCCCUGCGAGACCCAGGAGCCGUAUGCUAUUGCCGUGCUGCUGCAAUACGACUUAGUAUUAAUAGACUUAUUAACACCCGGUUUUCCAUGUUUUGAAUCGCCUUAUCCAAUGGACUUACACGAAUCACCUGUUACAUGUUGCACAUAUUUAACCGAUUGCCCAUCGGAUUUGGUUCCUGCUUUCUAUUCAGUUGGUCGCACAACGACAAGUAAAAAGAGCUGCUUCUCGGAGCGCGAAUGGCCGAUAUCCGGUGGCGAGUGGUCGCCGGCGUCGUGCAGCUAUUCGGAGAUCGUGAUCACCGGACACCAGGACGGCAGCCUCAAGUUCUGGGACUCCGGUGCAGGCACGCUACAGAUCCUCUAUAAGCUGAAGACGGCCAAGAUGUUCGAGAAGCCGCGCUCCCACGUCGCCCACUCGCAUCCGGAGAGCGACAAUCCGCUGGCGGUGCACCUCAUCUUCCUUUGCUCGGAGUCGCGACGCCUCUGUGUGGCCGGCGCCAUGGGACAGGUGAUGCUCUUCAAGUUCCGCAAGAUGGAGUCUACGUCCGAGGUACUGGUCCUUGAGAUACCCAUACUCUAUGAGAAUUUUGAUGACAUCUAUGGGACGAGUCCCGAAUGCGAUUUUCUAACGGGCCAUCAAGUGCAGAAGGCGGAGUCUAGUGAUUCGGAUAAGACAACCGAGUGUUCGCUGAAGGUGCGCUUUGGGGCGCAGCGCAAGCCGCCGGGCUUCCAGUCGCAGCUGGUCUGCCUCACCACCGGACCCAAUCGCCGGAACGUGCAGGUCACCUCGCUGUGCAUCAGCUCCAGUUACGGCCUAAUGGCUUAUGGUACCGAAUAUGGACUUGUCAUAAUUGAUAUAAUCCAAAAAAUUUGCCUAUUGAGUGUUGCAUGCCCCGAUCUGUAUGGCGCACAUGAUCCUUACUCGCGAACACCAAAAAGUCCAAAACGCAUUGAGAACAAAGAGGAGCAAAGCCGAUCGCCCAGCUCAGAUCAGAUCAACGGCAGCGGAGUUGCAACUGCAACACCGCAGCAGCAGCAGCAACAGCAGCAGGUAUCGCAGCAGCAGCAGCAACAACAACAGUUGCAGUUACAGCAGCAACAGCAGCAGCUACAGCAGCAACAAUCCAUGGGUGGUGGCCCUGAUUCUGGUGAUCAUGCAACAUCGUCGUCAGCGGCAGCGGCAGCAGCGGCAACAGCAACAUUGGGAUCCUCCGGGAUUUACGGUGCAGACGAUGCAGGUGCGGGUGUUGCUAGUGGCGGUGUCGGUGUUGGUGUUGGUGGUAUUAGCAGUGCGAUUAGCGGUGGAUUUGGUGGUGCGGCUGAGCCGCAACAGCAGCAACAGGUGCCGCAACAGUUGCAGCAGCAGCUACUACAGCAGCAAUCGCAACAGCAGCAAUCUUUUGAGGCGUCUUGUGAUCCAUGGGGCGGCGAGUGCGGUGGUGGUGCUAGCGGUGCUAUUGGUACUAUCGGUGCUGGCGGCGGCGGCGGUGGUGCAAGCGGUGGUGGUGGUGCUAGCGGUGCAGGUGCGCAACAACAUCAAUAUCAGCAUCCGCAUCCGUAUCCGCAUCCGCAUCCGUAUCCGCAUCAAACAUCCGUUAUACAGCAACAGCAGUCAGUGACAUCGUACGAGUCCCUAAAAAAGUCCAAAUCACAAGGUGGGAGCACAACAGAGCACUACAGAAAAAACAACAAAAGCUAACAGCAAACCACUACAACAACAAUUAACUGCAAAGAAUACAAGCAACAACUACUACAGCAACCAAAAAAAAAUACCAAACAGCAACCAAUAACAACCAACAAAGAAAACAGAUUGCACCUCUAGUCAUGAAGAACAAGUUCCAUUUUUUUAAGUGUACCACACACACACAGACACAUUCUAUAUACAGUUGAACUUCUCUAUUGCAACCCUCUCGUAAAGUUUUCAAAGCAACACGUAUUAUUGACAAUGUAGUAUGAAAAUGCGGGUCCUAGACAAUUUCUCGAAUUUUCUUGAAAGGACUUAAGCUGGUAGUAAACGGUGAAGCGGCAGCCUUGCGAAAUAAUAAUAGAAGUUCGACUGUAUCGCUGACUCUCUCUCCUCUCUCUUUGCACACACACACCGCAUACGCACACAUCCAAGCACACGCACACACACACACGUAAAUAUGGACAGCAGACGAUGCACGUUGCUUGUGGCCCCGCCCCCUUUCUCUGUAUGUGUGCGUGUCUGUCUGGGUAAUUUGGUGUGUGUGUAUUGAAUUUGGAAUUUUUUGAAAUUUUCGGUAUAUUUUGAUUUGAUUUCUUUUGUGUUUUUUCGGUCAUUUGUUUUUUUUGGGGUUUUUGAGGGGGGGGGCGAUGGCUGGAGCUGUCUGUCUUUUUCUCGCUCGUUCGCUCGCUCGCUCGCUCUCUCUCUUUCUCUGUCUCUCUCUAGCCCUAGAAAACAAUUUAGUUAUAACAGUGCAUAUGAAUAUGUUCUCUCAAUCUGUCUCGCUCGCUCGUUCGCUCUCUGCUCGCUGUCUCUUUUUCUAUACUCUUACUUUCUCUCUCUUUCCUCUACCUCUUUGCUACUGUCUCCCACUAUAUCUGCCUCUUUCGCUCUGUGUCUCUAUCUCUCUCUCUCUCUCUCUCGGUAUUUGAAUUUGCAUUUGGCACGCUUUGAAUCAGAAAAAUGAACGGUAAAACCGAAUAACUAAACCAAGAAUUAGACUAACCGGAUUUCUAUACAAACAUAGAUACAUAUGGAAAAGAGUACAACAAGAUCUGAUUUUUAAUUGGCAAAAACUAAACUGCAUACUGUUACAAGCACACACACAUACAUACACCCAUACAAACGCCUAGCUGAGCACACAUGCAAGCAAAGUUUCACUCGUCCUUUUUUCGUGAGUUUUUUUCGUUAUCUAGUCAGACGCCUGCAGCUUUCUAAAUUGCACCACAGCAAAAAAAGGAUCAAUAGAAAAGUCAAUUAAAAGAAUGUAAAAAAUAAUAGUCGCUCGCAGGUGUUAAAACUGGAGAACAAGGUUGCGAGUCUCAGUUAUAUAAAAACUAAAUUAUUUGCCUAUAUGAAAAUAAAAAAUGUAUAGUAUUAUUGGCCAUACGGUCACAUUAAAAUAUUCAAAUCCUUUUUAAAACACUUGAAAGCACUGGAUUUAAUUCUUUUCAACAACUAUAAAUAAAUCUAUUUAUUGUUAAAACAAAUUCACCUACUAAUUAAAUUAUAAAUGAAAAUUAUUUACAUAUGUAUAAACUUUUGACAAUGAACUUCAUUUUUGUAUUAACUUAAACAUGGAUUUUGAAGCUGUUGUGCUAUAAUUAACAUUCCGCAAAAACACAAAAAUGUAUUAAAACAAAUUCUAAUCUUUUAUGAUUUGUAAACUUUUUAAAGUUAGUCGACUGUUUUAUUAUUAUUUUCAUAAACAAUGAGUUUGCUUCAUAAAAUUAGCUUUAUGAAAAACAUGAUCCGCUUUUCCAAAGCCAUUUGGUAAUCGAACAUAAUAAUAUUUUAGUCAUGCGAGCGGCUGAUGCAAACACUAAAAAAAAAACAAACACACAUACACAUGCAAAUCACACAUAGAGCAACUACCAAUAAUUAGGCAGCCUAGCGGUAAAUAUAGUGUUGUGCAGCGCAAAAACAACAUAGUGCAAAAAUCGCAAUUAAAAUAACUUAAUUAGAAAACAAAGCAAAAAUUCAAUCAAAUAUUUAAGCAAAAGUUUUGCCUACUACCGCCCGCCGCUUUUACUCUCUCUCUCUAUCUAUCUCUCUUUAUCACUCUAUCUCUCUCUAUUUCUAUAUCCGCCUGUCUCUGUUUCACAAUAUUUUUAAAAAUAUCUAACGAUUUUGAUGUAACUCGCGUUUAUUUAUCUCUCUCUUUCUCCUAUCUGUAUGCCAUCCACAAAAAAAAAACAAUUUCUGAUCCCCAAAACCAAACCCGAAUAAAUUACAGAUAAAUUGGAUGGAACUUUCUCAAGAU
Messenger RNA from Drosophila subpulchrella, 5607 nucleotides. It is a transcript of the gene Tomosyn, whose product is annotated as syntaxin-binding protein 5. The coding region runs from base 621 to 3359 and encodes 912 amino acids. The record is from RefSeq and is a predicted model, not a curated record. Gene Ontology annotation, cellular component: plasma membrane; SNARE complex; cytoplasm. NCBI's taxonomy places the organism in Eukaryota, Metazoa, Arthropoda, Insecta, Diptera, Drosophilidae. Gene Ontology annotation, molecular function: syntaxin binding; myosin II binding; GTPase activator activity. The transcript is spliced from 14 exons. Gene Ontology annotation, biological process: regulation of protein secretion; regulation of exocytosis.